Molecule: messenger RNA, 843 nt
Organism: Didymosphaeria variabile
Lineage: Eukaryota; Fungi; Ascomycota; Dothideomycetes; Pleosporales; Didymosphaeriaceae
Exons: 2
Coding region: 1-843 (280 amino acids)
Cellular component (GO): cytoplasm
Molecular function (GO): 5'-deoxynucleotidase activity
Source: RefSeq, a predicted model, not a curated record
AUGACGACAUCAUCUGCCGCCCCGCAGACCAAUAGCAAGGCCAACGGCACCACCGAAGGCAGGCCCAGAACCGCCGACGAGAGCACGCAAACCAAUGGCUUCUCUGAGCCCGAUGCUGGCAAGCUGAACAAGGAGGGAAUGGAGAAUGAAGACCGCUGGUCGGUAGAGAGUGUGCUAUCCGAUGAGAAGCUACGCUACACCGAGAACGCCAACUCCCCCAUCCCCUUCUUUCACAUCCUCGAGCGCCUCAAGACAACCAAACGCGCAGGAUGGCGUCGUUUCGGUAUCGAGAACUGCGAGUCCAUCUCUGACCACAUGUAUCGCAUGUCCUUGAUCACCAUGAUGGCACCCGCCUCGCUAACUUCGAAGCUCGACAUCGCCAAGUGUACCCGCAUGGCGCUAAUACACGACAUGGCCGAAUCUCUUGUCGGAGACAUCACUCCCGUCGACAACGUAUCCAAGGCCGAGAAGAGCAGGCGCGAGUCAGAGACCAUGGACUACAUUUGUACAAACCUGCUAGGCAGAUUCAACGGCGGAAUCAACGGCCAGCAAGUGAGGGCGAUCUGGCAGGAGUACGAGGACAGCGAAACGCUAGAGAGCAAGUUCGUGCACGACGUGGACAAGGUAGAACUCAUCUCACAGAUGGUCGAGUAUGAACGCAAACACAAGGGGGAAAUAGAUCUCGGCGAGUUCACAUGGGUCACCAAGAAGAUACUUUCUGCAGAGGUCAAGAGCUGGUCUGAUCAGCUACUCUGGGAGCGCCUGGAAUUGUGGAACGCCCUUGGAAAGGAACCUAAGUGGGCCGAGGACACCAAACCGCAUCCCAAGCCCGUUGGCUCCUAG